Molecule: messenger RNA, 2214 nt
Organism: Ceraceosorus guamensis
Lineage: Eukaryota; Fungi; Basidiomycota; Exobasidiomycetes; Ceraceosorales; Ceraceosoraceae
Exons: 4
Coding region: 214-2148 (644 amino acids)
Biological process (GO): attachment of mitotic spindle microtubules to kinetochore; spindle attachment to meiosis I kinetochore; kinetochore assembly
Cellular component (GO): kinetochore
Molecular function (GO): centromeric DNA binding
Source: RefSeq, a predicted model, not a curated record
CUCACAUUCACAUUCACAUUCACAUUCACAUUCACAUUCACAUUCACAUUCACAUUCACAUUCACAGGCGACCGAAAAGGUCCUCGAGCUCGUACUGGGCAGCGCGCGCUCGCACCCCGUCCGAGCGCAUACGUGCACAGCCGAUCUCGACACGGACACCACGCACCACACCACACCACACCACAGCACACCACAGCACGACGGAUCAGCAAGAUGCCAGCACGCGGGGCACGCAUGUUUCACGAGGCAGGGGUGGGAUCUCGCACGGGCAUGAGGGCGCCCUCCAUGGGAGGAGCAGCAGGAGUCGAUGACUUGUCGGCGUACUUGGCAGCAGGUCAACGAGCCCUGGACGAGGAUGAUGAGGAUGAUGAGGAUGAUGAUGCCGAGGACUGGGCGCAGAGCGGCGAGGAGAGCUUGCAGGAGGAGAGCGAGAAUGAGACCAGAACAUCACUACGAAAGAGGAAAAGAGGCGAUCGCGCAGCGGCAAGCAGCAGCAGCAGAAUGGACAUCGAACAGAGCUCGCCUCCAUCACCGCGGAGAGCGAUUCGCAGAACCAGCGCAUACACUCGACCUGCCGACGAAGACUCCGACGCAGGAUCCGUGGUCGAUCAUGAAGACGACUUGGGCCCUUCGCGCAGGCGCGUCACGAGAUUGCCAGACGAAGACUACGAUGUUGAAGUGGAUUUCGGCACCGGCAACUCUUUUGAUCUGAGCGGCAAUGGUCCGCGCGAUAUGGACGAUGUCUAUUCGGACGAGGAGGAUCUGCUCCAGCAACCAAGGGCUGCCGCUGGCUCGAGCAAGAGCAGGGACGAUGGCAAAAAGACGUCUGCGCCUACUGCAGGAUUGGCAGCGAGAAGGAAGGCUGCGGCGGCUCGAUCUGCCCGUUUGGAAGAUUAUAGCCAGGACGAAGAGGAUGAUGUGCGAGCUAUGCUCAAUGGCGCUGCUGACAAUGACGCUCUGAUGCCUUCACCUUCGCCUCCGCUCACGCGAGCUCCUGCAAAAUCGAAGGCAGCAGCAAAGAAAAUUGCAGCGUCAGCGGCUGCUCCUUCCAAGAAACGCGGUCGCCCUCCAAAGCAACCCUCCGCCUCGCAAAGUGCCCCAAAACGAGCAAUUGCGAAGAGCAAAGCGGCUAGCACGGACGUUUCGCAACAGCAGCAGCGCGUGGUGGAACAAGUGUCUGCAGGCGAUCGCGAGCGUUCUGCCUCGGUCGAAGGGGGCUUGCGACGGAGCGGAAGGUAUAGAUACGCGCCACUGGAGCACUGGCGAGGGGAGACGGUGCGCUAUGGUCGACCCAGCUUGCCCGCAGUUCAGGAAGAGGAGAGCGAGGAGGAAGAGGGUGCAAGACGCGUGGCAAGAGGAGCUGCGGUUCCUGUACUCAAAGAGAUCAUCCGCGUGCCUAGAGCUCAAGGAGAGGGCACAUUCAGCGGCAUGAGAAAAAAGAGGGUGGUGAAAAGGGCCAGAAAGCCGAUAGGCAAUGGCGCAACCAGGACGCCGAGCGUGACAAAGAAUGAAGAGGGGGUCGAGGUGAUUACGGAGUACGCUGGCCCGGCCGCAGAUGAGCCUACGCAGAACUUUGAGGAUGGGUGGGACGACGAGACACCGCCCAAUGCGCUCGUAUGGGACGCAGCUGCUGGGAUGGAAGUGGAAAGACGCGUCGUCUGCACACGCAAGCAAGUCAGGCCACGUCCCGCAGCCAACGCCUCCUUUGGUUUCGAAAAGAUUUUCACGCUCGAGGAUCACAUGGCUUCUGGCAUGCUAGAGAUCGAGAUCGGGGGCGACAAGCCGUACAAACCCUCAAAGGACAACAAUUACGUCUUUGUGGUCCUCGAGGGCGCUGUAGAUGUGACGAUACAUCGCACGGAUUUCAGACUGGCGCCGGGUGGUAUUUUUAUGGUUCCAAAGGACAACUCGUACAGCAUCCGAAACAUCUGUCAUCGGCCUGUACGAGUGUUUUUUGCUCAAGCCCGCAAGCCUGUGGAUCCCAACGCCUCCAACCUCUACACUCAGGCUGCGACUGGAGGCGAACAAUCUUUUGGCAACAUGACGUAUUCCCAACCUCCACUUCAAGAUGCACAUCUAUACACUUCAGAUCCCUUCCUGGCCCCAUCCUCCUCUCGCGACACCUCCAGCAGAUACGCGAGAAGGUGAGGGGCAAAUGCAGAACAAAUGUAAAGUAUGACGCAAGACAUUACAAUUGCAACAAUUACCAGCGAG